GGAGCGGCCCGAGCGCGGCUCCGCUCGGCUCCCGUGCGGCUGCAGCGGGGCCGGGGCCGGCAGCGAUGGUGGCCGCGCCGGGGCCGGGGCUGCUGGCAUUGGCCUUGGCUUUGUGGCCGGCAGGGCUCUGGGCACAGCCGAGGCUGCAGGAGGCCGGCGGAGGGCUGCGAGCGCCCGGGGACUCCGUCACCCUCUCCUGCCACGGCUCCGGAUUCACCUUUAGGAAUUAUGGAAUUUAUUGGUACCGUCAGUCAAACGAUGACCGGCUGCAGUGGGUGUCCGUUAUUAGUUUUGAUCCGACAGUUCUUUAUUUUGACCAGUCAGUGGAGGGGCGGGCCAAGAUGUCCCGGGACAAUUCCCGGUCCGAGGCUUAUCUCUCCCUGCUGACCCUGCAGCCCCGCGACUCUGCCCGCUACUUCUGCGCUAUUCAGAGGACAGAUAAGCUUAUAUUUGGACCAGGGACGACUCUCACAGUUCUACCAAGUAACUGGGAAGGAAAUGCUGGAUCAAAAUCUUCUGACCCUCAAGUGAUUGUGAUGAAAUCAAAGAAACUGGAAGAAGGCAACAGCGCUGGGAAAGCAGCUUGUUUGGCAAGGAACUCCCCAACAAAGAACAUCAGCUUGGAGAUGCCCUCUCAGGAGGUCAUCUAUGAACAGAGCACAUCCAUUUUGACAUCCAAGGGGUUGUACAAUGCAAUUAAAGUGGCCAGGGUGACAACAGACAUGGAGGUGACCUGCACGGCCAAAUUCGACAACCGCGUGAUAACAGCACAGCCAGAAGAGGAGGCUGAAGAACCAGUAACAGGGUUUGGAGAACCAAACAGAACCAGAACAGUGUCAGGGGCCAGUGACAGGGUUUGCAACAGCACAGCCCCCUCAGCACAAGACCCUGAAGAGCAGAGAGUGAACAUGCUGUCCAUGGCUGUGCUGGGUUUGAGAGUCCUGCUGGCAAAGAGCAUCGCCUUCAACGCCCUCAUGAGUAUCAAGCUGUUUCUUUUCUGAGACAUGGGGAAUGAAAGCAAGAGGAACCCGAAAAAGAGCAGGAAAGAAUGUGAACCAGCAGCACAAGGGGGUGGAUCAAGCAGGGGCAGAGCUGCAGACAGACACCACUCAGGACACAAGGCAGCACCUUCCCCUGAAGACACUGAAUACUGUUCACUCCUGCCUGGCCAGCUGAUUUGCACUGAAGAGUUUCAAGUGCUUUUGAUGUUUCCUCUCCUCUGACAACUGAGGAGAGUGGAUUUAUCCUCAUCCUCCUGCUAAGUAGAUCUCCCCACUCUUCUGGCAUUU
Onychostruthus taczanowskii (white-rumped snowfinch) is the source of this 1289-nucleotide messenger RNA. RefSeq names its product immunoglobulin gamma-1 heavy chain-like. Gene Ontology annotation, biological process: defense response to bacterium; phagocytosis, recognition; innate immune response. The coding region runs from base 66 to 1001 and encodes 311 amino acids. The transcript has 7 exons. Gene Ontology annotation, cellular component: immunoglobulin complex, circulating; external side of plasma membrane; blood microparticle. Gene Ontology annotation, molecular function: immunoglobulin receptor binding; antigen binding. The record is from RefSeq and is a predicted model, not a curated record. Lineage: Eukaryota; Metazoa; Chordata; Aves; Passeriformes; Passeridae.